Messenger RNA from Canis lupus familiaris (dog), 2998 nucleotides. It is a transcript of the gene YTHDF1, whose product is annotated as YTH N6-methyladenosine RNA binding protein 1. Gene Ontology annotation, biological process: mRNA destabilization. Gene Ontology annotation, molecular function: mRNA binding; N6-methyladenosine-containing RNA reader activity. The record is from RefSeq and is a predicted model, not a curated record. The coding region runs from base 80 to 1759 and encodes 559 amino acids. NCBI's taxonomy places the organism in Eukaryota, Metazoa, Chordata, Mammalia, Carnivora, Canidae. Gene Ontology annotation, cellular component: cytoplasm. The transcript has 5 exons.
GGGGACAGGCCCGGCCUCGCGGGGAGGCCCGAGCCGGCGGGCGCCCCGGCCCCGCGCCGCGCCGCGCCGUUCAUGAAGCAUGUCGGCCACCAGCGUGGACCCCCAGAGAACAAAAGGACAAGACACUAAAGUACAAAAUGGUUCUUUGCAUCAGAAGGAUACAGUCCAUGACAAUGACUUUGAGCCCUACCUUUCUGGACAGUCAAAUCAGAGUAACAGUUAUCCCUCCAUGGCGGAUCCUUACCUGUCCAGCUAUUACCCACCGUCCAUCGGAUUUCCUUACUCCCUCAAUGAGGCACCCUGGUCUACCGGAGGGGACCCUCCGAUCCCAUACCUCACCACUUACGGACAGCUCAGUAACGGAGACCAUCAUUUUAUGCAUGAUGCUGUGUUUGGGCAGCCCGGGGGUCUGGGGAACAACAUCUAUCAGCACAGGUUUAAUUUCUUCCCUGAAAACCCUGCCUUCUCAGCCUGGGGGACGAGUGGGUCUCAGGGGCAGCAGGCUCAGAGCUCGGCAUAUGGGAGCAGCUACACUUACCCACCAAGCUCCCUGGGUGGCACAAUUGUGGACGGGCAGACAGGCUUUCACAGCGAGACUCUCAACAAGGCCCCUGGGAUGAACAGCCUGGAGCAGGGCAUGGUGGGUCUGAAGAUUGGGGACGUCACCACCUCUGCCGUCAAAACUGUGGGGUCGGUCGUUAGCAGUGUGGCGAUGACUGGUGUCCUUUCUGGCAACGGUGGGACAAACGUCAAUAUGCCAGUUUCAAAGCCAACCUCGUGGGCUGCCAUUGCCAGCAAGCCAGCAAAACCACAGCCGAAAAUGAAAGCAAAAAGCGGACCUGUAAUUGGGGCCGCCCUGCCCCCUCCACCGAUAAAGCAUAACAUGGACAUUGGCACGUGGGACAACCAGGGGCCCGUGCCCAAGGCUCCGGCCCCGCAGCAGGCUCCGGCCCCCCAGUCUGCCCCACAGCCUCAGCCAGUUGUGCAGCCUCUUCCUACUCAGCCUCCCCCUUUGGCCCAACCACAGUAUCCAAGCCCUCAGCAGCCACCCCAAACCCGCUGGGUCGCCCCUCGUAAUAGAAAUGCGGCAUUUGGGCAGAGCGGAGGGACCAGCAGUGAUGGUAACUCGCCUGGAAAUACCCAGCCUAGUUCUGCCCCCACCGUGGAGUCCCACCCGGUUCUUGAAAAACUGAAAGCUGCCCACAGCUAUAACCCUAAAGAGUUUGAUUGGAAUCUUAAAAGUGGACGCGUGUUCAUAAUAAAAAGCUACUCUGAGGACGACAUCCACCGCUCCAUUAAGUACUCCAUCUGGUGCAGCACAGAGCACGGCAACAAGCGCCUGGAUGGGGCAUUUCGCGCUGCGAGCAGCAAGGGGCCUGUGUACCUGCUCUUCAGCGUCAACGGGAGUGGGCACUUCUGCGGGGUGGCUGAGAUGAAGUCACCCGUGGACUACGGCACAAGCGCUGGCGUCUGGUCUCAGGACAAGUGGAAAGGCAAGUUUGACGUGAAGUGGAUUUUUGUGAAGGACGUGCCCAAUAACCAGCUCCGGCACAUCAGGCUGGAGAAUAAUGACAACAAGCCGGUCACCAACUCCCGCGACACCCAGGAGGUGCCCUUAGAAAAAGCAAAGCAAGUGCUGAAAAUUAUCGCUUCCUACAAGCACACAACCUCCAUCUUUGACGACUUUUCUCACUAUGAGAAGCGCCAGGAGGAGGAGGAGGUGGUGCGCAAGGAACGGCAGAAUCGAAACAAACCAUAAGGACGAACCAGUUUCCUCGAUGUGCUGACGUUUGAAAAGGUUUAAGAGAACAUGUGCUUGGUGCUGUUGUCUUGUGCAGGGCCCGACUCGUUGCAUCUUACGCUCUUUGUCUUUUAUUUUUGCCCAGAUGGAUCUGCGUUCAUUUGUAUUUUUCUAUGUAUUCUAGGGUUACAGAGCUCACUAAUAAAGAAGUGUGUUUUGUCCACUCAUAAGUCAGACGUAACGUGAAACACAAGUACCCUCACGACAGAACAGAAAACCUAAUACACCCCGAAGCUUCCGUUGUGGUGGUUUGGCAGAGGUUAUGUUCUUACUCAGAGUCACUGUCCUUUAACAUCUUUACGUGGGACUUAUUUUUCACCCUUUUAUUGCUUUAUUAGCGACACGAGAAACCAUGACUUCUUUUGUCAUUUACUGUGUUCUGUUAAGUACUUUUCAAAAUGCUGAAAUCAACAGGUUAAUGAUCACCUCGUUCAGCCGGUUUGUCAUUUUGAUUGCCCGUUAUCUGUCUAAAAUACUUGUCUGUCCACUUGAUUUUUCUACUAGACAGAUUUGAGUUUUUCAGAUUCGGGAGCAUGCUGUGUUGGUGCAGAGCGUCAGGCCCCACAGCGGCCGCCGCGGCCCUCGCAGCUCCUCCACCCAGCGGGGCGGAUGCAGGGCUGCUGGCGGAGGGCUGGGCUCAGCGGUCAGCCGUGCUCACCUGCGUGCAGAUCAUCCUAAAUACCGCCCCCCUUCACUUGUGAGUCCCAGUGCCGUUCUGAGUUGUUUGCCCGCGAUGCUGAGCUUCACACGUAGGGUCUGCUCGUACAGAUGGUGCCACAAUUGUUACUUCCACCGUGUGCGUCGGAUUUCAUUUUCCUGUCGAAUGGGUUAAAAAAAAAAAAAAAAAAAGCAAACCUUUUAGAAACUGAAUCUGCUGUCCUGUGUUGUGGAAUGGGGGACCUGGAGGAACUCGCUGCCACCCGGAGUCUGAGUCUCAGCAUGAAAAUGGUGCUCACGCCUGUCGCUCUGGCACAGUCUGCACGCGCCCAUUGUAGGGGAUCUUACUGUUUAGAGAGCAAAUACUUUCCAAAAACUAUUUACUCCAAAAGACCCUCUGAGUUUAAGCUGUAUUAUUUAGACUUGUAUUGAGAACGUGUCACUCUCUGAACUGUUACUGCCUGUAUGGAGUCACGGACAACAUCGGAUAAAUUUUCCUCUGGAGAAUACAAGCCUUAAUAAACAAUACUAUUUAGCAAA